AUGUGGCUCGCGCGCGUAAUUGCGUUAACCGCGUGUUUUAUCACCGCGAGGUGCAUCACUCCCACGGACGAGAAUUACGCACAUACGAUCGAUUACCUGCAGAAAUACGGAUAUCUGACCGAAGAUGUGGACGCGUUUCCAGCUCAGAGACGAAACGACGUUCUUCGCAACGCCAUCGAUGAAUUUCAACAAUACUACGGUCUGCCCGGCGAUGGAACGCUCGACAACCAAACGCUGCAAUUGAUGCUAAACCGCGAUGUGCAUUCGGCAUUGACGUUCGAACGCUCCGAAACGAAUCCCGACAUUAUAAUAUCUUUUCGAACUUUACGUCACGGUAACACAAAUGUCGACGUAAACGGCCCAAAUUGCUCGGCCAAAUUCGACAGUCCCGGUAACGUGCUCGCCCACGCGCAUUUCCUGACGGACGUAGCGGGGUUCGUCUCUGAGAUACACGUCGACGGGGACAAGCCGUGGCAUAUUCACGUCGGUAAACAUCCCGCGGAUAAGUUCUCCCUGCAUUACACGCUGACCCAUGAGAUCGGCCACUCUCUCGGAUUGGCGCACAAUAAGCGCAGAACAUCGGUGAUGUUUGCGUUCACGCCCGACAAGCAGUAUCCGGUUAAGCUCGACAAAUCCGACAUUCUCGACGUUCAACGUUUGUACGGUGAAAAAGUUAUAAACGAGCCCCCGCGGACGCCGGCGCUGCCGCCACCGCUACCGCCGCCAAUGCUGGACCUGUGCACCAUUGAUCGCGUGAACGGGAUAUUAAUUUUGGAAAAUCGUAUGUACAUCUCGUACAGGCGUUACGUUUGGUCGAUCGAUCUCGACGGUAGGACGUACAAUGGACCUCUAGCCCUUUCGAAUCACAUGUGCUUUCUUCACGACAAUUACACGCGCGUGACCGCCGCCUAUCAAUCCCUGUCCGGUGAUCUCAUGGUAGGACGUUCCUUCGUGGUGUUCAACGGUAAUUCGGUGGGCGAGAUAAACGAAUGCAACAAGAGAGUUGGCAUAUUUACGGCUUUCGAGGCGACGUUUCCCAGAAUACCGACCGGCGUAACGUUGAUCUUCCGAUACGUCGACGACAAUCUGUACUUCACCACUCGGACGCAGUUCUACAGAUUCAACGAAUUUACGAAAACCGUCACUGCUGCCGGUAAAUUCGAUCUAUGGCUGUUGAAUAUCGUUUGUCCUAAGACCGAACUGUUGCAACAGUUGCGCGAUCUUCUCGAUCAAAUUGUACGCGUCGGCGAUUUAACGUCACUGGCGAGCUAUUCGGACGAUGACGACGAUUCGGGCGUUCAGCUUUCCGAUCGCCGUACCAACCGAAGGAUCUAG
Temnothorax curvispinosus is the source of this 1335-nucleotide messenger RNA. Its product is annotated as stromelysin-1-like. Gene Ontology annotation, cellular component: extracellular matrix. The transcript is spliced from 3 exons. Gene Ontology annotation, biological process: extracellular matrix organization; proteolysis; collagen catabolic process. NCBI's taxonomy places the organism in Eukaryota, Metazoa, Arthropoda, Insecta, Hymenoptera, Formicidae. Gene Ontology annotation, molecular function: metalloendopeptidase activity; zinc ion binding. The record is from RefSeq and is a predicted model, not a curated record. The coding region runs from base 1 to 1335 and encodes 444 amino acids.